AUGACUCUGGCAGCAUACAGAGAGAAGAUGCGAGAGCUCCCCCUGGUGUCUCUCUUCUGCUCCUGCAUCCUUCCUGCACCCAGAGACACCACGGCUGAAGAGAAAGAGGCAGGCGUGGUGGACUUGAACCUGUGCAACAUCCGGGACAUGGAGGUGAUCGAGCUGAACAAGCGAGCGAGCGGCCAGGCCUUCGAGGUCAUCCUGAAGCCGCCCACCUUCGACGGCGGCCCCGAGCUGAGGGCGACCACGCCGCCUCGCCAGAAACCCUCACUGGAGGAGAUCCAGAAGAAACUGGACGCCGCCCAAGAGAGGAGGAAGUGUCAGGAGGCGGAGCUGCUGAAGCACCUGGCCGAGAGGAGGGAGCACGAGCGUGAAGUGGCUCAGAAAGCUCUGACCAAAGAACGCCAGGAGCACCGAGCCGAUGCCGACAAGGAGCAGCGGCAGAUGCACCUGAACGCCUCGCAGGAGCGGCUGCAGGAGGAGGACAAGCACAGCGUGGAGGUGUCUUGAUGGCCUGAUCACAACACAAGCUGAACUUUAUUUGGAAGCCAUUUUGGAGGGCUGAUGAGCUGAGGAUUGAUGCGCCGACAACCUGGUGCUGCUCCUACUGGAGGACUGAGAGAGAGAGACUCUGAAAAGAGUGAGAGAAGAAGAAAAAGAGGAAGGAGGAGGAGGACUGAUCUGUUCGAGCUCCUCUCUACAACCAGGCCUCUUCUUAAUGAGAUAAAACUUGUGAAACUGAAGGACGCUGCAGAUUCAGUCAUCAAUAGAUGGUUCACAGGGGUUGUACUGUGCUUUGUUGCCAUGCCAACAGUGCCAAUGUGUUCAUGUGUGUGAUUGUGUGCGCAUCAAGGAUUCAACUACUUCACGACGUCUUAUCAGAGCUGUACCCAACUCAAACCCAAAGGAAAUGAAACAACUUCCUCUUCUGAAUCUUACAAAUGAUCCCUCGACUUCCUCGACACGCCAGGAGAGCUGAACAUGAAGGAAUCUCUGCUCUGUGAUAGUUAGACAGCUCCAUCUGCUGGACAGUUUAUAUCAUUACAUUUACUGCACAACAGCACAGCAGCAGGGAAGGUUUGAUCAGUAAAAAAUGGCUCUUUAGUCACAUCUAGUGGCAGCUGAGGGAAAGUACAGCGAACUUAGUUCUGAGUCAAGGCCGAGUCCUAAUGCAUGUUGAGACCAAGUCGAGAUCCAGACCAGGAAAGGCAAAAAAAAGUCAACUGGACUUUGUCAAGACCAAAGAUGGUUAUAGGCUGGUUCAGUGAGACUGAGUCCAAAUCAAAUACCAAUGAGACAAAGAGACACAGGACUGACACACCCACGAGACCCAGGUCCGGUUUAAACCACCAACCAAACCAAGAGGGGUUCAGGUCAAAGCACUCACUGAGGGAAGCCUGAGUUAGAGCAGACUAGUCCAAACGAAACAAGUGCGAGUUAAAGUCCGAGUUUAAACACUCACAAAGCAGUUUGAGUCAAAACACUCACGAGGCAAAGAAGAGUCCGAGUCAACACACACGGCGGACUGGAACAAGGAACAAGUCCUUCAAGUCCUGCAGCCUGCAGAAUUUAUUUUUCAGACUCAUAUUUCUGAAGAUCAAUACAGAGCAUGUUAGCAUUUAUGCAGCCGUCUGAAGCUGCUUUCUGUAUUUCCUUCCUGUGUAAACUGGAUGAGGCCCGACGACAGUCCAUCUGUGUUACAUCAACAACAAACAGCCGGGUUAGCGGUGGGGCUAACGUUAGCCACAUCACAGGAUACUGACCUGUAGAACAAUCCGUGAACCAACCGCCUGCUGAUAGAACGACUGAGUCUCACCGAAGAAGAACUGAUAAUCGAUCGUGUACGUUGUUUACAGCUACUGUGGUGUGUUUGUGUGUGCCAGUCUGUUUCCCUGGCAACGUCAUUGUACAGG
Chelmon rostratus (copperband butterflyfish) is the source of this 1913-nucleotide messenger RNA. RefSeq names its product stathmin-4-like. Bases 1 to 510 code for a protein of 169 amino acids. NCBI's taxonomy places the organism in Eukaryota, Metazoa, Chordata, Actinopteri, Chaetodontiformes, Chaetodontidae. The record is from RefSeq and is a predicted model, not a curated record. The transcript has 6 exons. Gene Ontology annotation, molecular function: tubulin binding. Gene Ontology annotation, biological process: microtubule depolymerization; regulation of microtubule polymerization or depolymerization; neuron projection development. Gene Ontology annotation, cellular component: neuron projection; cytoplasm.